Acipenser ruthenus (sterlet) is the source of this 9725-nucleotide messenger RNA. Its product is annotated as inositol 1,4,5-trisphosphate receptor type 3-like. Gene Ontology annotation, cellular component: membrane; endoplasmic reticulum. The transcript has 57 exons. Gene Ontology annotation, biological process: calcium ion transmembrane transport. The record is from RefSeq and is a predicted model, not a curated record. The coding region runs from base 258 to 8297 and encodes 2679 amino acids. Gene Ontology annotation, molecular function: inositol 1,4,5 trisphosphate binding; inositol 1,4,5-trisphosphate-gated calcium channel activity. Lineage: Eukaryota; Metazoa; Chordata; Actinopteri; Acipenseriformes; Acipenseridae.
CAUAGAGUUUUUUCCUCCUUAACUUCCUGGUUCAAUUGCCAUUGGCCCAGGUGUGCAACCUAAAAAGAAAAACAUGCAAAUGAAGGGAGACGUUUUCAUCGCUCAGAUCCGGCUUCGAUUCGCAGCGCCGCCCGGUUAUCUAACUUUCUCUCUCUCUUGUUUUCCCUUAGCUAGCCUAGUAGUUUGUUUUGCUAAUUUAAGCUUGGAAUUAUCAGGAAGCGGUCCGGGCUGCGGGUGCGUUGUGCACGAAGUUAAAGAUGUCGGAAAUGUCAAGUUUUCUGCACAUAGGGGAUAUCGUGUCCUUGUAUGCAGAGGGCUCUGUAAACGGGUUCAUCAGCACUCUGGGCCUGGUAGAUGACAGAUGUGUGGUGGAGCCGGCUGCUGGCGACCUUGAUAACCCUCCCAAAAAGUUCCGGGACUGCCUGUUCAAGGUGUGUCCUAUGAGCCGAUACUCCGCACAGAAGCAGUUCUGGAAAGCCAAGCAAGCCAAACAUGACAAGGAUAAGAUUGCUGACAUGGUGCUCCUGCAGAAAUUACAGCACGCAGCCACGCUGGAGCAGAAGCAGAACGAAACUGAGAAUAAGAAAGUCCACGGAGAGGUGGUCAAGUACGCCAGUGUUGUACAGCUCCUGCACAUGAAGAGUAACAAGUACCUGACAGUGAACAAGCGCCUGCCAGCCCUGCUGGAGAAGAACGCCAUGAGGGUGACUCUGGAUGCCACGGGCAACGAGGGCUCCUGGCUCUUCAUCCAGCCCUUCUGGAAGCUCCGCAGCAACGGGGACAACGUGGUCGUGGGAGACAAAGUCAUCUUAAACCCGCUGAACGCAGGGCAGCCGCUUCACGCCAGCAACUAUGAGCUCCCAGACCACCCGGGAUCCAAAGAGGUGAACUCUGUGAACUGCAACACGAGCUGGAAAAUCAACCUCUUCAUGAUGUUCAGUGAUCACAGGGAGGAGCUCCUGAAGGGGGGCGACGUGGUCCGGCUCUUCCAUGCUGAGCAGGAGAAGUUCCUGACCUGCGACGAGUACAAAGCCAAGCUGCACGUCUUCCUGCGGACCACGCUGCGGCAGUCUGCCACUUCCGCUACCAGCUCCAACGCACUGUGGGAGGUGGAGGUUGUGCACCAUGACCCCUGCAGGGGAGGCGCUGGCCACUGGAACAGCCUCUACAGGUUCAAACACCUGGCGACCGGACACUACAUGGCAGCAGCGGAAAACCCCAGUUACAAAGGAGACGGUGUGGAAGCAAAGUCCACGACUGACAGCUCCCGCAGCAGCAAGAGAAACACGGGCGAGAACAUCAAGUACAGGCUGGUGGCUGUGUCCCACGGGAAUGACAUCGCGUCGCUCUUCGAACUGGACCCCACCACGCUGCAGAAAACAGACUCCUUCGUGCCCAGGAACUCCUAUGUGAGGUUGAGGCACCUGUGCACCAACACCUGGAUCCAGAGCACCAGCGUUCCCAUCGACAUCGACGAGGAGAGGCCCAUCCGACUGAUGCUGGGGACCUGUCCCACAAAGGAGGACAAGGAGGCGUUUGCCAUCGUCUCUGUGCCCGUCGCCGAGAUCUGGGACCUGGACUUUGCCAACGAUGCUAGCCUCAUGCUAGCCACAGUCGUGGAUAAGCUGAGCGAAGGGUUCAUCAACCACAACGACAGGAGGUUUGCCAUCAAGCUGCUGGAGGACCUGGUGUUCUUCGUGGUGGACACGGCCAACACCGGGCAGGUCGUGAUGGACGUGACCAUGACCAAGGCCAACCGGGAGAGGCAGAAACUCAUGAGGGAGCAGAAUAUCCUGAAGCAGAUCUUCGGGAUCAUCAAGACCCCCUUCAUGGACAAAGGGACAGAGGGACCCAUGCUGCGGCUGGAGGAGCUGUCUGACCAGAAGAAUGCCCCGUACCAGUACAUGUUCCGGCUGUGCUACCGUGUGCUGCGCCACUCCCAGGAGGACUACCGCAAGAACCAGGAGCACAUAGCCAAGCAGUUCGGGGUGAUGCAGUCCCAGAUCGGCUACGACAUCCUGGCUGAGGACACCAUCACCGCGCUGCUCCACAACAACCGCAAGCUGCUGGAGAAACACAUCACCAAGAAAGAGGUGGAGACCUUCGUCAGCCUCGUCCGCAGGAACCGAGAGCCCAGAUUCCUUGACUACCUGUCAGACCUGUGUGUGUCCAAUCACGUGGCCAUCCCGGUCACUCAGGAGCUCAUUUGUAAGUGUGUGCUGGACCCCAAGAACCAGGACAUCCUCAUCAGAACUGAGCGUCGGACAGCGAAGGAGCUUCUGCACCCUUCGGGGUAUGGCAUGGAGGACGAUGUGGACGAGGACGAGGUGUGGCUGGUCUGGAUGGACAAGACCAACGAGAAGCAGGAGAAGGGCCUCCGGCAGCUGGCCCUGGAGGCGAGGCAGGGGAACAACCACGAUGAGAACGUGCUCACUUACUAUCGUUACCAGCUGAAGCUGUACGCCCGCAUGUGCCUGGACCGCCAGUACCUGGCCAUCGAUGACAUCUCUAAGCAGCUGGACGUGGAGCUCAUCUUCCUGUGCAUGGCGGACGAGAUGCUGCCCUACGACCUGCGCGCCUCCUUCUGCCACCUCAUGCUGCACACCCACGUGGACCGAGACCCCCAGGAGCUCGUCACCUCCGUCAGGUUCGCACGGCUGUGGACUGAGAUCCCCACCAGCAUCACCAUCAAAGACUACGACUCCAACAUGAACGACUCACGGGACAACAAGAAGAAUACAUUCUCCAGCACCAUGGGCUUCGUGGAGGAAUACCUCAACAAUGUGCUCAACGACGACUUCCCCUUCGCCAACGAGGAGAAGAACAAACUCACCUACGAGGUCGUCAGUCUGGCUCGACACCUCAUCUACUUUGGCUUCUACAGCUUCUAUGAGCUCCUGCGCCUAACCCGGACACUGCUGGGGAUCAUAGACUGCGUGCCCAACCCCAUGAUGAUGCAGAACAUGUUCCCGGAGGACCUCAGUGGGAAGAACAUGAAGCGGUCGAUCCAUGGGAUGGGACAGAUGAUGUCCACCAUGGUCCUGAACCGGAAGCAGUCCCUGUUCCACCCAUCGAGCCAGACCAGCGUCGGCACAGACCUGCAAGGCAAGCCCAAAGACAGCAUCGACAAGCAGGACGUCACCGUGAUGGACACCAAGAUCAAGAUACUGGAGAUCAUGCAGUUCAUUCUCAAUGUCCGGCUGGACUACCGCAUCUCCUUCCUGCUCUCCGUCUUCAAGAAGGAGUUUCUGGAGGUGUACCCCAUGGGAGACGCCGACGCCACGGCUUCCAUUGAGGAGGCGGCAACGAUUAACCUGCUUCGCAUUGGAGAACAAGCUGAGGCCAUGUUUGGAGUUGGGAAGGGCAACAGCAUCUUGGAGGUGGAUGACGAGGGGGGCCGCAUGUUUCUGAGGGUCCUGAUCCACCUGACGAUGCACGACUACCCCCCGCUUGUCUCGGGGGCCCUGCAGCUCCUCUUCAAGCACUUCAGCCAGAGGAACGAGGUGCUGCACACCUUCAAACAGGUCCAGCUGCUGAUCUCUACUCAGGAUGUGGAUAACUACAAGCUGAUCAAGUCGGACCUGGACCGGCUGCGCACCAUGGUAGAGAAGUCUGAGCUGUGGGUGGAGAAGAAGAGCAGCGGAGGAGAUGGCAAGAAGAACAAGAAGGACAAGAAAGAGGAGAAGAAGGAGGAGAAGGAGGAGAAGCCUCCUGCAGAAGACGAGGCCAAGAAGAAGGCAAAAGCUGAAAAGAGCAGUGAGAGUUACAAGAUUGUCAAAGAGAUUCUGGAGCAGCUGAAUAAGAUGUGCGGGACAGGGGUGUGGAAGAAGCAGCAGCGCCUGCUGAAGAACAUGGGGGCCCACAAGGUCAUGCUGGACCUGCUGCAGAUCCCCUACGACAAGACUGAUGUGAAGAUGCUGGAGAUCAUCAAACACACCCACCACUUCCUCCAGAAGUUCUGCCAAGGAAACCAAGAAAACCAGGCUCUGCUCCACAAGCACCUCAAUCUCUUCCUCAACCCAGGGCUCCUGGAGGCAGCGACGGUGCAGCACAUCUUCAUGAACAACUACCAGCUGUGCACGGAGAUCAGCGAGACCGUGCUGCACCACUUCAUCCACUGCCUGGCCACACACGGGCGCCAUGUGCAGUACCUCGAGUUCCUGCACACCAUCAUCAAGGCAGAGGGCAAGUACGUCAAGAAGUGCCAGGACAUGACCAUGACAGAGCUGACGAACGCAGGGGAGGAUGUGGUUGUCUUCUACAAUGACAAGGCCUCGUUCGCCGUCAUGCUGGAGUUGAUGGCGGCGGCGCGGGAGGGGGUGGAGGAGCACAGCCCCCUCAGGUACCACAUCUCCCUGGUGGAGCUGCUGGCUGCCUGUGCCGAGGGCAAGAACGUCUACACCGAGAUCAAGUGCACCUCGCUGCUGCCCCUGGAGGAUGUGGUGCGCGUGGUCACGCACGAGGACUGUAUCACAGAGGUGAAGAUCGCCUACGUGAACUUUGUGAAUCACUGCUACGUGGACACAGAGGUGGAGAUGAAGGAGAUCUACACCAGCAAUCACAUCUGGAAGCUCUUCGAUAACUUCACUGUGGACAUGGCUAGGAUGUGCAACAAGCGAGAGAAGCGUUUCUCAGACCCCAUCCUGGAGAAGUACGUGAUCAACGUGGUCCUGGACACCAUCAACGCCUUCUUCAGCUCCCCCUUCUCUGAGAACAGCGCCUCACUGCAGAGCCAUCACACCCUCGUGGUCCAGCUGCUCCUCUCCACCAUCCGCCUUCUCGACUGCCCCUGGCUUCAGCAGCAGCACAAGGGACUGGUGGAGGCAUGUGUUAGGACCCUGGCACUGACAGCUAAGAGCCGCUCCAUCAUCCUGCCCAUGGACCUGGACGGUCAGAUCAGCACCCUGUUGAACAACAGUGUCCUGGGAUCCCUGUCGAAGAACAACCCCAACUAUAAGAGUGCUGCUCGCUGCACUCGCACUGCAGCCCAGAACCCCUGGGACUACAAGAACAUCAUCGAGAAGCUGCAGGACGUCAUCAACACGUUGGAGGAUCGCCUCAGGCCCCUGGUGGAGACGGAGCUGUCCGUGCUGGUGGACGUGCUGCACAAACCCGAGCUGCUCUUCAUGGAGGGGACCGAUGCCCGGAUCCGCUGUGAGACCGGCGGCUUCAUCUUCAAGCUCAUUCAGCACACCAAGAGCCUGAUGUCCUCCGAUGAGAAGCUGUGUAUCAAGGUGCUGCGGACGUUGCAGGAGAUGCUGGUCAAGAAGCACGACUUCGAUGAGAAGGCAAUUUCUUUGAGGACAGUCCUUCUUAACAACUAUCUGUACAACAAGAAGCCCAACGGCAAGGGGGAGCUGCCUGAGGGAAGUAUUGCAGGUGCCGAUCUGGAGAAAGACUGGGCGACCAUCGCUGCCAUCCAGUGCCGCCUGGACAGGGAGGGGGCCACCAAGCUAGUGACCGAUCUCAUCACAAGCUCCAAGAACAACAAGAUCUUCCAGGAGAGCAUUCAGCUGGCCAUCUGUCUGCUGGAGGGAGGCAACACCGAGAUACAGAACUCGUUCUACAAGCUGAUGAUGGGCUCCGACAAGUCUGAGAAGUUCUUCAAGGUGCUAUAUGACCACAUGAAGAACGCGCAUCACGAGGUCAAGUCCACGGUGUCGGUGAAUGUGAGCGAGCUGGGGAACAAGGUCAAGGAGGACAAAGAGCUGGAAGCUGGUAUCGACGGCGGGCCGGCCCAGUUCCUGGUCCCCGGGGCCCCCUCUCAAUAUCCCCCCGCCCAAGCGGCUGAGCCGGAGCAGGGAGAGGGAGAGGCGGAGGCAGAGAUGGGCCCGGGUAUCCUGAUCAUGAAACCCAUCCUGCGCUUCCUGCAACUGCUCUGUGAGAAUCACAACCAUGACCUGCAGAACUUCCUGCGCUGCCAGAACAACAAGACCAACUACAACCUGGUGUGCGAGACGCUGCAGUUCCUGGAUAUCAUGUGCGGGAGCACCACGGGGGGGCUGGGCCUGCUGGGACUGUACAUCAACGAGAACAACGUGGGGCUCAUCAUCCAGACCCUGGAGACCCUCACAGAGUACUGCCAGGGACCCUGCCAGGAGAACCAGACCUCCAUUGUGGCUCACGAGUGCAACGGCAUUGACAUCAUCACAGCCCUCAUCCUCAAUGACAUCAGCCCCCUGUGUCACUAUCACAUGGAGCUGGUGCUGCAACUGAAGGACAACGCCUCUAAGCUGCUGCUGGCUCUGAUGGAGAGCCGCCACGACAGCGAGAACGCAGAGAGGAUCCUCAUCAACCUCCGGCCACAGGAGCUGGUGGAUGUGAUAAAAAAGGCAUACCGGCAGGAGGAGGAGUGUGAGGACUCGGAGGUGUCACCUAAAGAGGUCGGCCACAACAUCUACAUCCUGGCCGUACAGUUGUCUCGACACAACAAGCAGCUCCACCAGCUUCUGAAGCCACAGAAACGAACCAAGGAGGGAGAGGAGGGCAUCUCAUCCAUGCUGACCCUCAAUAACAGUCAGCUGACUCAGAUCUUGAAGUCCAGUGUGCCAGUGGUGGCGGAGGAAGAAGAUCCGUUGCAGUACUAUGAGAAGCACACUUCGCAGAUUGAGAUCGUGCGUGAUGACCGCAGCAUGGAGCAGAUUGUGUUCCCAGUGCAUCCCGUCUGUGAGUACCUGACGGAGGAGUCAAAGCACCGUGUCUUCACCACCACGGAGCAGGACGAGCAGGGCAGCAAGGUGAGCGACUUCUUCCAGCAGUCCUGCUUCCUGCACAACGAGAUGGAGUGGCAGAGGAAGCUGCGCAGCAUGCCGGUGCUCUUCUGGUUCUCCCGGAGGAUGCCGCUGUGGGGGAGCAUCUCCUUCAACCUGGCCGUCUUCAUCAACCUCAUCAUCGCCUUCUUCUAUCCUCACAGCGACUCCAGACCCAUGGUGGUGGAUCCCUCGAUACUCUCGAUAGUCUUCUGGGUCAUGGCCUGCCUGUCUGUGAUGGCUCUCUUUUCCCAGCGUCAGGGGCUUCGACCUCUCUCUGUGGCCCUCAUCCUGCGCUCCAUCAUACACUUCGGAAUAGGACCUACACUCAUUCUUCUGGGAACUUUCAAUCUCAUUAAUAAGAUCGUGUUUCUGGUGAGCUUCGUGGGGAAUCUUGGCACCUUCAUCCGAGGCUACAAAGCCAUGGUCAUGGACGUGGAGUUUUUGUACCACGUGGCGUACGUGGUGACCAGCAUGCUGGGGCUCUGCGUCCACGAGCUCUUCUACAGCAUCCUGCUGUUUGACCUGAUCUACCGGGAGGAUACUCUGUUCAACGUGAUCAAGAGCGUGACGCGGAACGGGCGCUCAAUUCUGCUCACCGCCCUGCUGGCCCUCAUCCUGGUUUACCUCUUCUCCAUCGUGGGCUUCCUCUGCCUCAAGGAUGACUUCAUCAUGGAGGUUGAUCGUCUGCCCCAGCUCAAAAGCACCGCCAUGUUCACCGGACAGGGGGAGGCGAUGAAGGACUUUGUCAGCUCUUGUAGCAGUGAUGGGGUCAGCUGUGCUGCUGACGAUAAUGUCCCUGCAGCCACUGAUGGAGGGGAGGAGGAGGAGGAGGACAGGGAGCGUGCCUGUGACACCCUGCUGAUGUGCAUCGUCACGGUCAUGAACCACGGCCUCCGGAACGGAGGGGGGGUGGGAGACGUGCUCCGCAAGCCAUCCAAAGACGAGUCCUUGUUCCCGGCUCGUGUGGUCUAUGACCUGCUGUUCUAUUUCAUUGUCAUCAUCAUCGUCCUGAACCUCAUUUUCGGGGUGAUCAUCGACACCUUCGCCGAUCUCAGGAGCGAGAAGCAGAGGAAGGAAGAGGUCCUGAAGACCACCUGCUUCAUUUGCGGGCUUGAACGAGACAAGUUUGACAACAAGACGGUUUCCUUUGAAGAGCAUGUGAAGAUGGAACACAACAUCUGGAACUACCUUUAUUUCAUCGUGCUGGUCCGGGAGAAGAACAGGACUGACUACACCGGGCCUGAGAGCUACGUGGCUCUGAUGAUUAAGAAUAAGAACCUGGAUUGGUUCCCGCGCAUGCAGGCCAUGUCCCUGGUGGUGAACGACACGGAAGGGGAGCAGAACGAGCUGAGGAACCUGCAGGAGAAGCUGGGCUCCACCAUGAAGCUGGUGUCCAACCUGACCGGCCAGCUGUUGGAGCUCAAGGAGCAGAUGACGGAGCAGAGGAAGCGACGGCAGCGAAUGGGCUUCGUGGACGUCCAGAACAACAACACUGCCGCCACCGCCGGGGGAGGGGGUGGAAACAACCAGAUUGUCAAGUCCUAACCACCGCCCUGCGGCUCUCGAGCGGCAGACACUCGCACUGUUUACAACACCGGGCAGCAGCUCAGUUAAAGCUGGGCAGGACCGCGCAAUCACGUGACUUUGUACGGCUAGUGGAGUGGGGGCUGGAGACCCUGGGCACUGCUGAUCAAGCCCUGUCCACUGUUGGUUUGACUUGUAAGCUGUUGUUGUGUUGACAGUUCAAUCAACCAACAGGACCAGGAGGUAUUAAGGGACCCCACAUUUUCAAUAUUUUGCACAAGACUGUUUAACCAAGUUGCCCAGGAUAACAAUACAUUCCCAAAGCGUUUGCUACCCCCAGAAGAUGAAUCACACAGAAAGGAAGCCUAGUCUGCUGGACAUUGUGCUGCCAAAUGCAAACUUCAAAGCCUUGUUAAUUGUUACAGUUAAAAAUGUAAAUGCAAACUCUUAAAGGGGGGGGGGGGGGGGGUUUAUUAUGCCGUAACCUUCCAUUCCUUUUAUUUAUUUUUUUUGCUGUCUUUGCACAGUCCUGAUUGAUCUUUCUUUACGGUAACGUUAGAAACUUAGCUGCUAAACCAAACUGUGCCGGCUGCAGUCUUUAAUGACCAUUUGAUCUUAUUGUAAUACUAUAAAUAUAUUUACACCCGUUGUAAAGGAAUCUACCACAGAGCAGGGUGAUGAGUUGCAGGGUGGCAGUAUUUACAUCUACUGCUGUUUUAGAUCAUGAAAAUAAACCUGAAGAGGUGUACCCUUUCUACAUGCAGCAUGGCUGGGGAUCGCUCUCCGACACGAUCCCUCAGCGGGGGAACAGUUAAGAAGGCAAUGCCCUCUCUUUAUUACUGUGUCAGACAUUUGCAGCUCUAUAUGUGUGCUCAGCAGUAGUUGGGUAGAAUAGGUGUAAGCGUUAUAUACACACACACACACACACACACACACACACACUCACACACACACAGAGACAGACAGACCGAGGCAGGCAUCCAUUCUACCACGCAGUAAUCUGAGCCAAGUGCGUUUUUUAUAUAGAAAUGUGACAUUUUUGUUUAUAAGAUGUAUUAAAUCAGAAUGUAUAAGGGAUGAAUUUGAUUUUGUUUGUUUAUUUUUUUCUUGAAUAAUGGAAUAUAAAUAGAGGUGGAAUCUAAAAGAGGUGGGGGGGGGGGGGGGGGGGUCAUGUUAAAAUAGCUGCUGCCCCCAACCUGUUGGAGGUGUAAUUGCACCUACUGGGUGUAUUGUACUCCAUGUAGGCAGUAAACUGCACCAGUUAAACAAACAUGUCAAAUGUUAUAUAAAUGUAAAGGAGGCAGCGUAUACUGUGUGAAAUACAUCAUGUAUUUUAAUCAGUAAAGGAUAAAGGAUAAUAGGAGAUCUAUACAGUAUGCCUGUUCCGUAACAUGGAAACGAAACUUUAAUAAACAAUUUAAAUGCAAUAAAUGAGUUGGUUUUAAAUAA